AUGUCAGACUUUGAUCAAUUCGACUCCAAGAACCACGACCUAGAUCCUCAACUGGAGAAAGAACCGGAGAAGGAGAAAGGAGGCAACGACACAGCACAAGGAGGCCGCAAAAAAGAAAAAAUGUCGGGAGAAAACUCGUCAGGUUCAGGUUCAGGUUCAGGUUCAGGACCAACAGGCGCAGUUGACUCGGUUGCCAACACUGCAGGAAAUACAGUCAGCCAGCCGACGGACCAAGUGAGUCAGGCGACUCAAGGGCUGCAAAAAACCAUCACAGGGUUGACCAAAGGAGACACCGAAGAUAUGGCUGGAUCGUUGAAAAUCCACGUCAAGUUAGCCCUUGAGGUCGACAUUCGCAUCAUUGCCAGGCUAAAGGGUGACAUUGCCAUUGGGAUUUUGUGA
Exophiala aquamarina CBS 119918 is the source of this 399-nucleotide messenger RNA. RefSeq lists its product as uncharacterized. The record is from RefSeq and is a predicted model, not a curated record. Lineage: Eukaryota; Fungi; Ascomycota; Eurotiomycetes; Chaetothyriales; Herpotrichiellaceae. The coding region runs from base 1 to 399 and encodes 132 amino acids. The transcript is spliced from 2 exons.